CAAGACUAAAGAGCUGUUACAUUUGGAAAAACACUGGCAUCACAACAAGCCUCCACAGAAGCACUUCCAACCACACAGGAAUUCUUGUGACAACUACGGGAACAAUCAGAGGAAGGAGAUACUAUGUCACACGUCUUUUUCCAUUCACGGGAAUCAGACGCUUCAAACUCACGCUGCUCAUCUGUUGUGGAGAAAGCGAUGAGAUGUGUUCUGGACAGGCAUGAGAAAAGACUCUAAGACUGACGCAGGACACAGACAAGAGGGACAGAAGGCAGCUGGAAGGUGAUGCUUCCAGAAAACGAUGUCAUCAGCAAGUUGCUUUUACUGGUCCUCCACAUCACAAUAAACAGUGCGUCACGUCCGUCAGCACCCUGGAAUGUCACCAUGGAGUCAGUUAAUAUGAGGCAUCUGCUCCGCUGGAGUCCCUCCAGGGCAUACUGCUACGAUCCACACUACUCCGUCCAGUUUCAGGGUGAGUGGGAGCUGCUUUUUAAGAAUGGGGCAUGGGAGGAGGCCAUGGAAUGCCAACAUACCCUGCGUCCCGAGUGUGACCUGACCUCUGACCUGGCCUCAGAUUCAGACUACAACAUCCGUGUGAGGGCAGAGUGCAAUGGGCAUAAUUCAGAGUGGACGACACUCAAUACUACUUUCAACAGGAGAAACACGAUUAUUGCCAUCAUCAUGGAUGUGGAGGUGACAGGAGAUGCUGUGCAUGUGUUUAUUAGUCCCAGGUCUCUGACCAUGACAGUCACACUGACCAUGUGGGAACAAGGAGAAGACUAUGAUACAACUAAGAAGGUGGUGGACGUUCAGCACCUCAGCCACACAUUCCCCGGCCUGAGGCAGGGGGCCACCUACUGCCUGCAGGCCAAAGCUGAAGUGGAGGGCAGCCACCAGACCACUAGCACUGGCAUCCAGUGUGUCUCCAUUCCCAGUCCCCAAUGGCCAUGGCAGAUCCCUGUAGUGGUUACCAGUGUUUUAGCGGUAACCAUAGCUCUGGCAUGUCUACUGGGCUGGGCAACCAAACACAGGAGGUUGGUGGUACAAAACACCUGCUUUCAUAAAGAGCCACUGCCAUCUGUCCUGGUCGACGUCUGGCCUGUCACCAUCCCCAUGUUAGUGGAACCACACGAGUCACUCGUGGGGACCAUUACUAUUCCUGCCCUCUCUGCCAAAAGCUGACCAAGAGCAGCUCUGGAGCUAAUGACCCUUUUGGGACUGUCCAAGACCUUCCAUGACUCUGACCUGCUGGACUUCAUAAAUAAUGUUGGAUGUACAGUAAUAUCCUGUGAAAAAAUGGACGAGAGAUGUAAAAACAAACUGUACAUUCCUGUGUAUGGAAUGUCCACACAUACCUGGCUGAGAACAUGAGCUGACACAUGUAUGCACGACUCUUCUCUGCAUCAAAGCCAGUUUGACUUGUACUUGAGGGAUGACUGUGAUAUAAUUGCUACUGUGGUAACUGAGACUUUGAUCCAUGAUGCACAUGAUCCACUAAUGGAGAUCUACUUGGAUAAUCUUUUUUUUUUUUGUAUUUCAUAGAAAAAAGGUCUGAUUUUGCCUUGUAGUUCCUAUUAUGUGAACAAAUAAGCACCUUAGUGAGACACAGACAGAGAGGAUUCAGAAUGUGUUAAAAGCAAAAUUCUUCCAGAUCUGGUCGGGGAGGCCCUUCUAAUAGUUAGUUCUUAAACUGGGGGUCGCCACAAAUUGGAAGGGGUCACGAAAUGAUUUGCAGUCAUGAUUAAAGACAUUUUUCUAAAGGUUUUUAGUGAAAGGCUGACA
Molecule: messenger RNA, 1782 nt
Organism: Alosa alosa (allis shad)
Lineage: Eukaryota; Metazoa; Chordata; Actinopteri; Clupeiformes; Clupeidae
Gene: il20rb
Product: cytokine receptor family member B16
Exons: 7
Coding region: 286-1182 (298 amino acids)
Molecular function (GO): interleukin-20 binding
Source: RefSeq, a predicted model, not a curated record